Messenger RNA from Effrenium voratum, 2358 nucleotides. The record is from the annotation of a GenBank genome assembly. Lineage: Eukaryota; Dinophyceae; Suessiales; Symbiodiniaceae.
AUGCGCAUUUAUCUGUGCGUGCUCUGGGCGAUCCGCGCGUCCGGGCACAACGUCCACAUCGCGGUGGACGCGCAGGGCGCACUGCAGUUGGCCCGCGAUGCAUCUCCAAGGGAACCUCUUCUGCGGCGAAAUGGAGGCUCGAAUGAGACGAGAAGUGAGGUCAUGUUGGAAGAGAACCUUGCCCCCCCCAGGACAGGGAACCAAAGUGGGCACGAGACGCCCGAGUCCCUUCGUGCUGCGGAGAAGGAACGCCAUGCGAUGAGCACCUUGACAUAUGUGUGGUUUCCCAUGGCCGUAGUGCUGGCCCUGCUCUUUGAGGUGCUCCAUUGGCCCUGGGCGGAGGUGGACUGGAACCUCCCCAUGGAGCGCUCCGACGGCCGGGAAGGCUCGGAGAAAGUGGACAGCAGCUUCCUAGGCCUCACGCUGCUGCUGGCCUCCCGUGCCUGGUCUUUGGCGCGGAUCUACUUGGCCGGGGCUGGCCGUGUCAAGGGCCGCUGCUACUUACUGGUUCUCGUGUGGAUUCACAUCCUGGGAAUGUACCUGGAUCUUAUUACCUUCGAUUUCCAGCAGCGCUAUUGGAACCUCUACCAGCAGCCCAGUUUGCCUUUGUUCUUCGAGCUGAUUCGUAACUGGUUCAUUCUGCAUUUCACGCGCAUGAUCACCUAUGUCUACGAGUUCUACGUGGAGGACAUGUUCUUCCUGCACUGCAGGGACCACCUGACGAGAUAUUUCGAGGCCAUUUGGGUGCCGAACACCUACGUCUUCAGGAUGCGAGAGGGAGGCAAGUUCGACAAUCCGGAUCAACGGAUCCACGUGGAUGUGGCCAACUUUGUGACCCAGACGUAUUCCUUGAGCUUCGGAGUUACCAAGAUGAUAGUAAAUAUGCUGAUGUACAGCUACAUGCUGAUGAGCAUAACACCUGCCUCAAUGCAUGCGGGGACUUUGGUGUCCAUCGCCUUUCUGUACUCCGCUGUGGGCUCUGCUGCCAUGCACUUCCUGGGCGCCCAGCUGGCGCACUUUUCCUGGCAAGGCGAGCGCUGCGCCGGGGACUUCCGCUCCGAGCUGCGGCGCGUCUACGACCAGAGCGAGACCGUGGCGUCCCUGCGCUCCGAGGGCGCGGAGCUGCAGCGGCUGAAGCACCGCUUCGAGAAGAUCAAGCUGAACACCUGGCAGUCGAUGCUUCUCGAGAAGCGCCUGGCGAUUCUUCAGAAGUGGUACAGCCCGCUGCGGGAGGUUCUCUUUAUGUGUAUUUUGGCUCCCUUCUUCAUCAGAGGGGAGGUGAGCCUGGGGCGGCUCAAGCAGAGCGAGAGUGCUCUGGACAAGAUCAGCGACUCGCUGAGCUUUUUGGUGGACAACUACUCGCGGCUGUCGGUGUACCGUGCCACCGUGGACCGUCUCCACAACUUCCGGCACAGCUGCCUGACCUAUCUCCACCAGGAGAAAAGCAGCCGUCAGGCACAAGACACCCAGCUCAUCCAGACCUUGGCGCUUCUUGGGUUGCCCCCCGGCUGGCCCAAGCGCCUGGGCGGCGCCGACGCGCCACCAGCGCCGGCAGCGCUUCCGGCUUCCGCCGCUUCCGGAGGCCCGCUGCAGCUGGAGGCAGCUUUGCUGUUGCCCUCGGGUGAGCUGCUCAUUGAUGUGCAGCUUGAGGUGCCGGCGGGCGCUUGUGUCCUCCUCUGUGGCAAGGAGGGGGCGGGAAAGUCCACCAUCCUCAAGGCCAUGGCGGGCAUGUGGCCCUUCCUACGAAAUACAAGAGCACCUCCUUCCAACGACAUGGUCCUCAUUCCGCAGAAGCCGCGCUUGCCAAUGCCGCUGACCUUGCGGGAGGCUGUGAGCUUUCCGCAGAGCAGCACAAAAUGGAGCGAGGAGGAGAUUCGCGCUGUGCUGGACCGAGUGGGCCUUUCUGACUUCGCCCAAAAUGGCUUGGAUGUUCAACUGGACGUGAACAGUUCACUCUCCGGCGGCGAGUUCCAAAAGCUGAUGGUUGCACAUUGUCUUUUGCAGAAGCCCGCCUGGGUCCUCCUGGAUGAGUCCAUGGCGCACAUGUCAAGUGCCAACCGCGUGAAGAUGUACCAACUGCUCACGGACGAGCUGGUGGCCCACGGCAGCGGCCUCAUCAGCACCAGCCAUAGCUGGCAGGAGCUGGUGUCAUUCCACGGCCAUUUCUACAGAAUCGAGACCAGCCGGACAGAUGGUACGCAAAUGCAUCGGGAGCUGCAGACAUUCGAUCCCAAAGAGGCGCUUGGUGAGGAUGAAUUGGCGCUCCGGGUCAAGGAUAAGGAUGCCGAGAUAGCUCGGCUUCGACAGGAACUUGUUCAACUCCAGCGCGAUCGAAGGAAUAGCGAGAGAGCCAAUUGA